AUGCUCACCACGGCACUCGCUGAAGUAUGCAAGGAACACUAUCAGGCUGUCGUUCCACAGGUAGUGCCAAGCAUAAUCAGGAGCCAGCCGGUGCAGCGCAACGUGCCCCAGGAUGCUGAUGAAAGUGAAGAUGAGGAAACCGCGGAGGCAGUUCCCAUAGUAUCCGAGACCCUGGCGAUACGCAGUCACUCAAGAGCGACAUUGUCUACUCAUGAAGCAAUCAUGGCUGCUUUCCGGAAGUGCUUAUGGAUAGAUGCGGACGAUAAAAUUGACGACCAGUUCGCGACAUUCUCGGCGCCUACUUCCGUCCACCGUAGCAUCAGUUCCAGAAAGACGAAACGCAAGUCGACCAGUGGAAACCCCAGUAGUGAGGCGUGCCAGUUCUGA
This is a messenger RNA of Fibroporia radiculosa, 387 nucleotides long. RefSeq lists its product as uncharacterized. The record is from RefSeq and is a predicted model, not a curated record. NCBI's taxonomy places the organism in Eukaryota, Fungi, Basidiomycota, Agaricomycetes, Polyporales, Fibroporiaceae. The transcript has a single exon. The coding region runs from base 1 to 387 and encodes 128 amino acids.